CCGUUUUCUAUAUUCAUUUGGUUGACGAAGAAAAUUUCUCUGAGUAAUUCCCUCAGGAAACCGAAAAUUUUAAGAUGUGUAUAACAGUCUAAGGUACAAAGAUCAUUAGAAACUAUGCACAACCAUGUUCUCCACUCGGUCGUGUUCCUUCUUGGUCUCGUUUCCUUCAUCACAUGUUUUAUAGCCGAGUUCAAGAGAACAAAGCAAGAAGACGUUCGAUGGGACACAGAGAGGAACUGUUAUAUACCAAGAAGCCAUGCUUUUUGGCUCGGAACAGCCGCUGUUCUUUGCUUCUGUGUUGCUCAGAUCGUUGGAAACAUAGUUGUGUUCCGAAUUUACAGGACAGGAACCAAAAGAGAAGAUGGUUACAAGAUUACUAAUCUUACUUUACCAACUGUUCUUUUGAUUCUCUCCUGGUCGAAUUUUGUGGUCGUGGUUUUGAUUCUGAGUACUGCAAUAAGCAUGAGCCGACUGCAGCCUUUCGGAGAAGGAUGGCUUGAAGAAGAUUGUUACCUUGUCAAAGACGGUGUCUUUGCAGCGUCAGGUUGCUUAUCCAUCCUUGGACUAGGAGCCUUGACUAUAUCAGCCAAUAAGACCAAAGUAAAGAAGCAGCAACAACAACUUGAGGCAAUCAUAACCAAAGACCAAGACCAAACAAAACCAGAAGGAAGAAAGCAGAACCAUGAUGAUCACCAAAUGAACAAGUCAGAAACUGUCAUUUAUUUUGUGGAAGAAGCACCUUCCACUGCUGAUGACAGGAUAUAAAUAAAAAGAAGCAAAAAGAGAAUUUACUAUAUUUAAUAUUUACAAAGUUGUAUUUGAUGGAUAAUUAGUGCCUUUAUAUUGGAAAUGUUGAAUGGACACAACAACGCGCCAAGCACACUAAAUG
This is a messenger RNA of Brassica oleracea var. oleracea, 889 nucleotides long. RefSeq lists its product as uncharacterized. The transcript has 4 exons. The record is from RefSeq and is a predicted model, not a curated record. Bases 115 to 765 code for a protein of 216 amino acids. NCBI's taxonomy places the organism in Eukaryota, Viridiplantae, Streptophyta, Magnoliopsida, Brassicales, Brassicaceae.